ACGUAUGUGGGUGUUACGUAAACCGUUCGGCGCAAAAAUUCAAACGCUGAGCAGGAAGAAUAGCUGCAGCCUGCUCUGUUUCUCUACGGCCAUAUUACAACUUAUAACCGGCCGAAAGACAGCAACUCCAGAUUUUAGACCCUGUGAGUACCGCUAAGAUGAGUGCAGCCUCUACUCCGGUCUCCCGGGUACGUCAAGGAUGGACGUCAUCCUCCUUGAAGAACAAGGGUCUGUCCCCUGCAGCCUGCAGCACCCCGCUCCUGGCAGCCUUCCCCGGCAACGAUGAUGAGCAGGAGCGACGUCAGCGCCGAAGGUCAAGAGUCAUUGACCUUCAAACGGCCACUGACUCAUCCUUCAACGACUCUGCAUCUCAUAGUGCUGCAGGGACUCCUGCCGCUGUGCCCAAGCUGUCAAAUGCACAGAUCUCCGAGCAUUACUCCACCUGCAUCAAACUCUCCACCGAGAAUAAAAUCACCACCAAAAAUGCCUUUGGUCUGCAUCUGAUUGAUUAUAUGGCUGAUAUUCUCAAACAGAAGGACUCUGAGCUCACAAACUUCAAGGUGGCAGCUGGAACGUUGGAUGCGAGUACAAAGAUAUAUGCUGUUAGGGUGGAUGCUGUUCAUGCUGAUGCCUACAGGGUGCUGGGUGGCCUCGGGGCAGAGACCAAACCUGGAGAGGGCCACGGAGCAGACCAGCAGGAAGGGGAUGGAGGUGCUGGAGACGGUGAAGUGACUGCUAAGCAGCCGAGAAAAAAGAGGCCUCCUAAGAAGACAGUAGAGCAGAACCUGAGUAACAUCAACAGUGCUGAGUCGGAGAGGAAGUGCGAGGUGGACCCCAUGUUUCAGAGGAUGGCCUCAUCCUUCGAUGAGAGCAGCACGGCAGGCGUCUUUCUGUCAGUUCUCUUCAGCGAGGACAGUCGCUGCGAGCUGCUGUUUCCCUCCAACAUGACCCUCCUGAAGUCCAGACCGUCUUACUCUCCUCCACCUCCACAGGGAGUCCCUGCUUCCCCAUUUAUGGCUGGACUGCAGCGUUCCCAGGAGAAGAGCUCCAUCUGCCCCUCGCUGCAGGACUUCUCCUUCACUAGCUGGAACCCCGAGCAGACUAUGAAUCAGCUCCUGGAGAAGAUGAAGCAGGGCGAACACGUGUUUGAUGUAAACGCUGAGCCCGAGCCCGAACCUGAGGAAGACGACUGCCCUGACUUCGACGCUGACUACGAGGAGGGAAUGGGCGAGUGUGAGGAAAGAUCCAAGGAGCAUAAGGAGGGUUGUGAGGCCUCUGGCUCUGGCAAAGGAAGGGAUGUGAUUCCAAUUGGAGAGGGAGACAUUGCCACCAUGUGUCUGCAGCUGUCCUCUGAGCCCAGGGAGUACUCGUACUUCAGCCCCAGGACCAUGGCCACAUGGGCUGGACCCGGCUACUGGCAGUUCAAGCCGAAGCACAAACUGGACCAUUUGCCCGACAAGGAGCCACGUAAAAGAAAGCCCAAGAAGACCUUCGAGAUAGACUUUGGUGAUGAUGUCAAUUUUGACACAUACUUCCGCACCACAAGAGCCGCCACGACCAUCACCAAGUCUGCCCUCAGUGCCAGCAAUAAGAAAACGACUCUACCAGCAGACUUCCAGUUUCCACCAGAGACGCUCUCGCAGCUCAGCCUCAAACCCUCCAGCUCGCUGAGUCAAGAAGGCCAGAGGAGGCUGUCCGGAGAGCUCGGAGAAGGCAUCGGAGACUACGACUACAACAACGCCAACGACACAGCCAACUUCUGUCCUGGUCUUGAGGGUGGCGACAGCGACGAUGAUGCUGAAGGGUUUGCCGGUUCAGAUGACACGCAGCCCUCAGGUGAUAGUAUACCUCCGCCCUCACAAGAUCUAGAGGGCAUCUCAACAUAUGGGGAGGAUGAUCUGGUACCUGAGCCACACAGGGUCAACAAGAUUGAGAUCAACUACGCUAAGACGGCAAAGAAAAUGGACAUGAAGAGACUGAAGACCAGCAUGUGGACUCUUCUUACUGAAAGCCCAGAAAAACCCACAGAGGAGCCGCCGACUGUGGAGAAACCAGAGGUGUGUGGGGAGAAAGUCUUCAGUCAGACCACAAAGACGCUGCUUCAAAGGUUGCCGAACACGAUGGCUCAGAACCUGUCGGUGCCGCUGGCGUUUGUCGCUCUGCUUCAUCUCGCCAAUGAAAAGAAUCUGGAGCUGGUGAAGGUCGACGACAUGUCAGACAUCAUCAUACGACAAGGCCUCUGAGGAGAAGUAAAGGACCGGCUGUUUUCUGGAGGAUCUGUUAUUCUUUCACGCUGUUCUCCAACUUUUUUUCAUCUCUUUACUUUGUAUAAUAUCUGAUGUUUCUCUCUGUUUAGAUUUGAUGUUUUUAUUUGUUUUCUAGUACACACAGUAAUGUAAUCUUUCCUGCAAAGUCAAAUCUGGCACAACAUUUCUCUUUGCUUUUAUUCUGAGCUAUUGAUGCGUAUCUGUGUCGAUAAUUUAACUGCUCCACCUCCGCACAAAAAUGUAUAUUGUCCCAAAAAAUAAAAGCUUCUUUUUUUCUAAAAAAAAAAAAAAAAAA
Messenger RNA from Acanthopagrus latus (yellowfin seabream), 2562 nucleotides. RefSeq names its product non-SMC condensin I complex, subunit H (gene ncaph). Gene Ontology annotation, biological process: mitotic chromosome condensation. The record is from RefSeq and is a predicted model, not a curated record. Gene Ontology annotation, cellular component: condensin complex. Gene Ontology annotation, molecular function: chromatin binding. NCBI's taxonomy places the organism in Eukaryota, Metazoa, Chordata, Actinopteri, Spariformes, Sparidae. The transcript has 18 exons. The coding region runs from base 159 to 2243 and encodes 694 amino acids.